AUGUCUUCUUGUCAACAAUGCAGUUGCAAGAACUUCCAGGCCAACAGGUUCAAACCUUUGUACUGUUCCAUAUGUCUACAUAAUCAUACACAAAAAACAUCAUCUCUACAGCAACUGGUCCACAAUGACGCUGUUGCCAAGCCAAACACUACAACACCACCAGUGACCUCAACCCAGCCCAAGCUUGCCAAGUCAUAUUCAUUUUCUGGAUCCAGUCCUCAAUCACCUCAGCCAUCAUCAUCACUGUCCACCUCCACCAAGGCAGCACCUCCACCUACGCCUCCAAAGACUACAUCUUCUACAUCCAUAUCAACAAAGGAUCGUCCCAAGGCACAGGACUUCUCCAAGAACAAACCAGCGGCAUCAACAUCUAAAUCAUCAAAGUCCAAGAGCAACAGCAGCAGCAGCAACAGCAACAACAACAGCAACAGCUCUUUGAAGACAAAGUUUGCAGGAUGGAAAGGCGCCAUUCAGGGCAAGGUGAACAAUUUGAUGGGCGAUGGAAGUGGUGGAUCUGAUGAUUCUUCAAGGUCAGGUGAUGCUGUUAUGGAGAUUUCAGGUCCAACAGACUACAAACACAACACUCAUAUCGGUAUCACUUCAACCGGUGCCAUCGAAACCAACAACAUCCCAGAUGAAUGGAAAGAGAUAUUCAGACAGGUGGAUCAAGCUUUGAAAUCUCUUGGCAAGAAGGGUGUCUCGAGAAAAGAGGCCGCACUCAUCUUGAACGCAGUACUUGCUGGCCAAGCACCAGCAGGAACAAAGUCUCUCCGUAGCACACCGGGCACUCCACCCUCGCUUCCACCAAAGCCGACCUCUCCAUCCACAGUCCAGACUCAGUCCACUGUCAAUUUGAACAAAUCGACACCAUCCAAUACCUCGGCAACUAGCUUCACAAGCUCACUGUCCACCUCAAGUCAAGCAACGGCGGUCAAACCAAAGCCACUUAUCCCAACCACUCCACCACCAAGCUUGCCCAAGCAUCAGUCCAAUGCCAGCCUCACUACCAGUACAAGCACAACCAGCUCUGCCAACAGUACGCCAAACAAGGCAUCGCCAAUGAUUUCUUCUACAAACAACACUAUCAGUGUCUUUGAGCACGAGCAACUGAAGGACAAGCUCAGACAGAGUGAGCAACGACUCAAGAGUCUUGAGCAGUCUGCCAAAACAAACAAUGUCAGUCAGUUUGAGCAUGACCAAUUGAAGGACAAGCUCAGGGAGACAGAGACAAGACUCAAGAACUUGGAGCAAGCAUCCAAGUCCAGCACCCUGAGUACUCUAGAGAAUGACCAGUUGAAGGAGAAACUAAAGGAGAGUGAGGCUAGGAUCAAGAACCUCGAGCAAUCAUCAAAGUCUGGUGUGGCCAGCUCAUUCGAGAAUGAUCAGCUGAAGGAGAAGAUAAAAGAGAGUGAGACCAGGAUCAAGAAUCUUGAGCAAUCCCUCAAGACAACUGUCAGCAAGUUUGACUUUGAGCAACUACAGGACAAGUUGAGUGCAAGUGAGCAGAGGUUCAAAGCAGUCGAGAAGUCAAAGUCAAGCGAGGCUUCGGUCAGUCUAUUCGAGUACACUGCCUUACAAGAGCGUCUGGCGGCAAGUGAACAACGCUACGCCCAAUUGGAGCAGACACUAAAGUCAUCAGAGAAGGAGGUGGCAAGUGUGGCCAGCAAGUAUCAGGCUUUGGAAAGAAGCAACCAGAUCCUCGUCAAGCAACAUAAGGAUCUGGAGACUGACUUUGGUCAACUCAAGAAGACUGCACAGGAGAGUGAGCGUAAGAAGGCUAUUGACUCUGACAAGAAGCCUUUGUUAGACCAGAUUGCAAUGUUGGAGAAUAAGAUCAAUGACUUUGAAUUGGAAACCAAAUCAAACCAAAGUCGUGAAGCAACCCAAACAAAGAGAAUCGAGGAGCUUAUGAGGUCACUGAAGGAGAUGGAGCAGUCCAACUUUGAUCUGUCUCUCAAGAACAAGGAGGUUAUGGCAGAGGUUGAAACUGUCAAGUCGGCAUUCUCAGCCGAGCAGACCUCUCAGCUAAAGGACAUGACAUCUCAGCUCUCAAAGAAGGAGAAGGAUCUGAGGGAGUCGUUCGAGGCACAGUACAAUCAAAAGCUCAAGGAGCUCAAGGAUGUCAACGAGCAACUGUCCAACAAGCUCACUCAGGAAUCAAACCGUGUGUCAAAGGCAGAGGUAGAGUCACAGUCAAAGCAACGUGAGUUUAUCCUGGUGUCCAAGCAAAAGGAUGAGAUUUCCAAGCUACUCGAUCAAUCACAGAGCACCAUCGAUCAAUUGUCCAACGAGGUCGAUUCACAGGCACAGACCAUCAAGGGUCUCAAGUCAUCCCAGGCUCAGUCACAAUCCAUUUUGUCAGAUAGCAACAAGCAAGUGGAGGACAAUCUGGUACAGAUCAGGAACCAAUCCAAUCAGAUAACCAAGUUGUCGGCACAGGUCGAUGAGCAGGUUGGACAGUUGGACAAGUACAAGCAAGAGGUUUCAAACCUUCGCCAACAACUUGGAGCAUCUCAGCAGAAUGCACAGUCCUCUGAGCAAAGUGCUCAGGUAAUCCAACAACAGAUCCAACAGUUGGACAAGUACAAGCAGGAGUUGGCCAGUGUCCGUCAAAACCUCCAGGAGACCCAGAAGGAAGCCCAACAACAAGUGCAUCAAUCACAACUGUCUCACCAACAACUUUCUGAGAAGUACCAGAAGGAGAUCUCCAAUCUCCAACAACAACUUCACGACGCUCAGAAGCAGACUCAACACAGCAACCAGGAGCACUUUGAGAAGUACAAGAAGGAGAUAUCCAACCUUCAACAACAGCUACUGGACAGUCAAUCCCAAUCUCAGCAGACCCACCAGCAACAGUUGGACAAGUACAAGCAGGAGAUUGGAAGCCUCAGACAACAGUUGUCAGAUUCUCAACAACAUCAACAACAACAGGCACAGUCUCACCAACUUCAACUUCAAAAGCUACAACAAGCCCAACAGGUCCAGGUUGUUCAACAACCAACCACCCCACCACCUCCUCCUCCUCCAAUGCCCACUGCACCACCUCUUCCACCACCCACCACCUCCUCCUCAAAGGCCAAGCCAUCCGAUGGCAACCGCACUGCACUGUUGGACGCCAUCAAGAAUCCUGAAGUGUCCUUGAGAAAUGUUAGACAGUCGAUGUUGAUCAAACACGAUGCAGCUCAGAGUGGCGAUUCAAACGAUAUGGUCAACAUUCUGGUUAAAGCUCUGAUUGAUAGAAGAGCAGGAAUGAACGAGGAUCAAGACGACGACGAUGAAGAGGACUUUGGAUGGGAUGAUUAG
Acytostelium subglobosum LB1 is the source of this 3303-nucleotide messenger RNA. RefSeq lists its product as hypothetical. NCBI's taxonomy places the organism in Eukaryota, Evosea, Eumycetozoa, Acytosteliales, Acytosteliaceae. The transcript has 2 exons. The record is from RefSeq and is a predicted model, not a curated record. Gene Ontology annotation, biological process: actin filament organization. Bases 1 to 3303 code for a protein of 1100 amino acids.